UAUUGGUUGCAUGUACUUUUGGAAUUAAAAUAGAAAGUGUAAAAUGAAUGCUGAAAAUUGCAGCUUAGCAGAAAAAAUAGUUUCUUCUUCGUACGUGCAGCAAGGUGCACAAGCAAGAAGGGCAAGAGAGAACUUGGUCAGGCAGUUAUUUGAACAGAAAAAAUGUCCUGAAAUUGGUUGGGAUGACAUGAGUAUAGAACUGCUGUUACAAGAACUAGCAGUAAUGGACAGCAACAAUUUUCCAGGAAACUGUGGUGUUGGGGAAAGAGAAGCAAGAAUUGCAUCAAGACUGGUGGCUAAUAGACACUACAAUAUAGGCCAUGGCAUAGGUAGAUCAGGAGAUAUAACAGCUAUCCAGCCAAAGGCAGCAGGCUCUAGUUUGCUGAACAAACUUACAAACUCCAUGGUGUUGGACAUCAUCAAGACAGCAGGUGUCCAGUCUGCAGCCUCUGCAUUUGUUGUUCCCAUGGCAACAGGCAUGAGCCUGGUUCUCUGUAUGCUGACAUUGAAACAACAGCGACCUGAUGCCAGAUAUGUGCUAUGGCCAAGGAUAGACCAGAAGUCUUGCUUUAAAUCUAUGGUUACAGCAGGUUUUCAACCAAUAGUAAUUGAAAACAAACUUGAGGGAGAUGAACUAAGGACAGAUAUUUCUGCCAUUGAAUUAAAAGUGCAGGAAUUAGGUGCUAAGAAUAUAUUAUGUGUGAUGACAACAACCAGCUGCUUUGCCCCAAGAGUACCUGACAGGAUAGAAGAAGUAGCUCAACUAUGUGCCAAACUUGAGAUACCUCAUUUAAUCAAUAAUGCGUAUGGUGUCCAGUCCUCAAAGUGCAUGCAUUUGAUACAGCAGGUUAGCAUGGGAAUUUUACUUACUAGUAAAUGCUGUUUGAUUGAUUGA
This is a messenger RNA of Lingula anatina, 895 nucleotides long. RefSeq names its product O-phosphoseryl-tRNA(Sec) selenium transferase. NCBI's taxonomy places the organism in Eukaryota, Metazoa, Brachiopoda, Lingulata, Lingulida, Lingulidae. Gene Ontology annotation, biological process: selenocysteine incorporation; conversion of seryl-tRNAsec to selenocys-tRNAsec. Gene Ontology annotation, molecular function: O-phosphoseryl-tRNA(Sec) selenium transferase activity; tRNA binding. The record is from RefSeq and is a predicted model, not a curated record.